GCCGACAAUCCUGAAGUUGGUACAUUUGGUAUAGUUGAUGGCAACUUGGGAUCAAUCAAAAUGAAGAUUCCGGAGUUUUAUUGUAACAACAACGCUAAAGAGUACCUUGAAUGGGAAAGAAAGGUUGAGCAAAUUUUUGAGUGCCAUAAUUAUUCUGAAGAGAAUAAGUCUCACCUUGCAGCCGUUGAGUUCAAGGGGCAUGCCAUGUUCUGGUGGGAACAGUUGUUAAUAAAGUGAAGAAAGAAAGGCAUGCGACCCAUGCCACAAUGGGAGACCAUAAAGGAGUUGAUGCACCAAAAAUUUGUCCCUGCUCAUUACUUUAGGGACUUACAUAACAAAUUGGCAAGAUUGGUGUAAGGAGGAAAAGGUGUAGAAGUUUACUACAAGGAGAUGGAGAUGUGUAUAGCUAGAGCUAAAAUUGAGGAGGCUGAAGAAAUUACCAUGUCUAGGUUCCUUAGAGGUCUGAAUAGUGAGAUUGCCGAUGCUUUAGAGAUGUGUCACUAUGAUACACUAGAAGAGAUGGUAGAUAUGGCCAUGAAGUUAGAAAGGCAGAAAAAGGGGAAGUUUACCAACAGGUAUUCCAACAAUACUUUGGGAUCCAAUUGGUCCAAAGGAGGUGAAAGAAGAGAUUUCAGAGACAAUAGUUUCCAAAGGGCAGAAUCAACUUCAAGAGGUAAAGAGGUUGCCCAAUCAUCAUUCAAGGGAAACAAAGAUACUUCUAACCCUAUAACCCCUUUUAGAGAGAUUAAAUGCUUUAAGUGUUUGGGGAAAAGGCAUAUUACAUCUCCAGGUCCUAAUAAGAGGGUUAUGAUUUCUAAGGAUGAUGGGAAUAUUAGCUUUGAAUCUGAAUGUAGUGAUUCUAAUGAUGUGCCACAUUUGCAUGAUGAUGAUAAUGAUAUUUUGGAUGUGGAUGAACAUAAUCUGUUGUUUGCUGAACAUGGAGAAUCUCUAAUUGUUAGACGUGCUCUGAACAUGCAUGUUAAGGAAGAGAGUCUUGAACAGCGAGAGAACAUAUUUCACACUAGAUGUUUAGUUAACGGGAAAGUGUGCAUCCUUAUUAUUAAUAGGGGGUAGUUGCACUAAUGUAGCUUGUGUAAGUAUGGUGAAUAAGCUCAACUUGGCAUGUAUGAAACAUCCUAAGCCUUACAAGCUACAGUGGU
Messenger RNA from Jatropha curcas, 1160 nucleotides. NCBI's taxonomy places the organism in Eukaryota, Viridiplantae, Streptophyta, Magnoliopsida, Malpighiales, Euphorbiaceae. The record is from RefSeq and is a predicted model, not a curated record.